UUUCGUCUUUCCCUCUUUCACCUCCCCCCAGACACACCUGCACUGCCACGAGAAGGACCGCGGUUGGAUCUAGGAGGGUAUCUGCGACCGCAUCAAGCUGUCUGGCCGAGCUCUUCAAAGCAGACUUCUGUACUAUCGGAGGAAACAGACAGCGGGCAGCUGGAUAGCUGGAUCCAAAUAAACCCGGCGCAUCUCAGUCGGUGCAACGUCAAGUCAACAGCAGUCAUCAUGAUGCUAGCGUCGUCUACCCGACUGCUUAGCCGUGGGGCUAGCAGGCGGUGGCAACUCACGCGGGAACUCUCGACGAUCAAGCAGGUCGGCGUUGUCGGGCUUGGGCUUAUGGGUCACGGUGUCGUCCAGGUGACCGCGAUGGCCUCGUCCCCGGAGUACACGGUCGUCGCCGUCGACGGGAGCAAGGACUCCAUGGACGCUGGUAAGAAGCGGAUCGACCAGUCGCUCUCGAAGAUGCUGGACCGGAAGGUGAAGAAGGGCGUUCUUACGGAGGGAGACGCCGCCGCUCAGAAGGAGGGGAUCUCGUCGCGGAUAUCGUACGCUUCGGACGUGUCGGCCCUGGCGGAUUGCGACUUGGUCGUGGAGGCGAUCACGGAGAACCCGGAGAUAAAGUUCUCCCUCUUCAAGGACCUCGUGCGAGUCACUCGUCCGGCCUGCAUCCUGGCCUCCAACACGUCUUCGUUGAGCAUCAAGGAAAUGGCCGUAGCUUCGGGGCGCCCGUCACACGUCGUCGGCCUUCACUUCUUUAACCCCGUGCAACUGAUGAAGCUGGUGGAGGUGGUCCGUUGCGAUGUGACUGACCCGGCCGUCUUCGAGGAGUGCAAGUCUUGGGCACAGACCGUCGGCAAGCACCCGGUGUCGUGCGUGGACACGCCUGGCUUUAUCGUCAACAGGCUGCUCGUACCCGGCCUUGCGCAAGGAAUGCUUAUGUACGAGCGGGGCGACGGAUCAGUGGAGGACAUCGACAAAUCCAUGGAACUUGGAGCUGGACAUCCCAUGGGACCACUCACGUUGGCGGACUACGUGGGUCUCGACAUCUGCCUGUCGAUCUUGGAUGGAUGGGUGCAAAAAUACCCGGAUGAGCCUUCCUUCGUCGUCCCGAAAUGCUUGCGGGAAAAGGUGGCGGCCGGCAAGCUGGGACGGAAGAGCGGCGAAGGCUUUUAUCUGUGGGACGGCGACAAGCGGACAACCGUGGCGCCUUGAUACCCGAGUAGCGCUUUGAAGGCACAGUAAUAAAACAAAUUUUGAAUCUUGUCUCCGUUUGGGUUAGUCCCCGCUCUGCGCUCCUUCAUCGAGUAGAAAAACUCGGGAGAUAGAUGCGGUCCGUACGUUUGGUUUUCGGGACGAUCGAUAUCCUUGUAUUGUGUCGACCAGCGACAGCAGUACGGGAACGCGAGAAAAUGCUCCGGGUGACCCUGGCACUCCGGCGAAGCGAUGCUGCACGUGUGGUCCGCGUCUGCCGGAUCCAUCCCCAUCCCUCGGGAUUAGCACCCGGAGCCGGUUGGGAACGACUGCCUACUCUGCACUUAACGCCGAGGUGCUCUCGCACUCCACACCAUCCGAAUCAUCGAAACAAGGGAGUUGAAUUGGUGUGGGGCUUCGUUCUCUCAGUGAAUUUUGUCUGUACAAAAGCGCUAGUUUUAUUCCAAAACAUUAAAGGUGUGUGCACGGCGAGGUGAGAGGGCAUGGUUGAGAUGGGGUCAGUGUUCAAAGGCAUGCUCCAGCGUUGACCCACAGACAGGAGCAAUGCCCUACCAACCAAAGAAUGGUCGAUUCUUCACAAUGACAGUCCCCAGCCAAUACAGGCCGUGACAUAGC
Messenger RNA from Ectocarpus sp. CCAP 1310/34, 1830 nucleotides. NCBI's taxonomy places the organism in Eukaryota, Phaeophyceae, Ectocarpales, Ectocarpaceae. The record is from the annotation of a GenBank genome assembly.